AUGAUCUUCCCAAGGUCUUGCUUGGUGUUCUUUGUUUCUCGGGUUAACCAAUGGCAACAAUUCUCUUAUAGAGGGGAAACUUGGUCUAUUCUGAACAUUGUUGUUUUCGGAGGCAGGAUUUAUGCUAUAACAAGUGAGUAUCGGAUUGGUCUUCUCAGCGUCAAAACUUGUGAGGUGAUUCUUCUGAAUCUGAAAGGCUCACCUCAAUUGAGCGGCAUUGGUUAUGUCAGGUUCGUGGCUUCAAAGAACCAGCUUCUCAUUGUUGAUUUCCCUCCGGCGGCUUUCUAUCUUGAAGCCUUGAAUGGGGAGAUUCUGGGAAGUUUUCCUAUCAUGAAACAAAAAGCUGCUCCCAGGAUGAAUAACUGGUUUUUCCCUGACCAAUGUUUCAGCAUUGAGAAUGCACAUUGCUGGAAAGAGAGAAUAAUAGAAGAUCCAAUCAGGCAAGAAGGCUCCAGUAUAAAGAGAUCAUCAUCAUGGGCUGAUCUUCCACAAGAACUUCUUGAGAUUAUUUCUAAAAGUCUGAAUAUAGUAGACUAUGAAAACCUUGGUCGAGUUUGCAGAAGCUGGAGAUUGUUUUAUUCAGAAUUUAAGCAGAGUUUUUUGAAAUCUCAUUCACCAUUUAUUGUUUAUGCAUCAGCACGAGUUAAGAAGUAUUGUCGUUUCUUUGACAUAGCUACUCGAAUGAAAUACAAGACUAAGCUGCCUCGAUGUAUUUGCAACUUCGAAUUAAGUCUUGGUGUAUCAAGUGGGUACUUAAUUAUGCUCUCUCUCAAGACAAAAGAUGUUUCAAGGGAUUAUUUAUGGGUUAUAAAUCCUUUUACAGGACAUCAAAUCCUAUUCCCUCGCAUGCCCUGGGCUCCUCAUUGUGUUAAGGAUUAUCAUGACCCUGGCUUCUUCCAUAGCAUCUUUGUUUCCUUUCGGUCAGAGGGACACGAUUUUCUUAUUAUGAUUCUUGAUAAGUAUUGCUUACGCUUGCAGUUCUGUACUUCUAGAGAUAACAAGUGGAAAGAGUACAGUUAUUUUGGCAAGGGUUGGCAUAUAUUGGAUAUACUGUAG
Pistacia vera is the source of this 1056-nucleotide messenger RNA. RefSeq lists its product as uncharacterized. Gene Ontology annotation, molecular function: protein binding. The record is from RefSeq and is a predicted model, not a curated record. Bases 1 to 1056 code for a protein of 351 amino acids. The transcript is spliced from 3 exons. NCBI's taxonomy places the organism in Eukaryota, Viridiplantae, Streptophyta, Magnoliopsida, Sapindales, Anacardiaceae.